GUGUGUACCCUCGCCUGUGUCUGCCUGUGUGUGUCCUCCAUUAGGGCAGGAAAGCCAACUGGGCGAGCAUGUAUCCUAAAGGGAUAGGUGGAAGCCUGUAGUUGUGAUCUCUUUGGAGGAGGCAUCUCUCAUCCCUUCUGGCAGGCGCCUCGGUGAACUUGUGCCCAGAGCAGCCUCUCACCCUCAUCUGAAGAUAGUGGAGUGGUGGUCGAACCUUCGGGGCAGCGGAGGCAUUAAUUCUGAUGGCUUUUGUCCUGGCCGUAAGCAGUGGUGUUGGAAUUUUGUGACACUCAAAGGUGUGGGAGCCCUCCUGGGGGCUCCUCCAGAUAAUUUUUUCCUGGGAGAGAGUCUUUUGUGAUCUCAGCCCCCAGCCUGCCUCUGCUGCAUAUUUCUGUAUGUGCAGUAAAUCCCACCCAGUUACAUUCGUCCUCCCAUACUAGCAGGAGCCAGAAUUCAGCCCUCAAAAUCCCAGAAGUGCCUUGGAUUUCCAACAAGUUCCAAGCAUAAUGACAUUAGGAAGUCACAGUGCCUAACCUAAGGUCCCCAUGGAUGGAGCUGCUGUCCUGAAAGAAGCCGAGGUGGGAUAGGAAACAGCUAAGGUCACUGAGAUACGGGGACCAGCCCUGCCCUAGGUUUCUCUGUGCUGUUGUGAUAGGAAAACCAGUGGGGCAAACACAACAGGGAAGUCUGAAGAUACGGGAGGUUCUUGCCUCCUGGAUGGCCGGGAAUCUUUUUGCCAAGCCCAGGAGCCAAGGAUCCACUCUUCAGGAUCACAAAUGUACCAUGCACAGCUCCCCCCCCCUUUCCUGCUGUCCACCUUGCUCUGAGACCCCCCCACAGCUGACAUAUACUCUAUAUAAGUACAUUCCAUUACAGCCAGCUUUAGCAGAAAUAGGAGAUGGGACCCAAAAUCUAUUUGUAGGCUCUGAAAAAAAUUUACUAGAAAAGGGAGGGUUCUUUAGAAGAAUCUCUCCUCACCCACCGCAGCCAACUUCUCAAAGAGCAAAAGAUGAGAGAUGAAGAAACUAGAGGUGAGGGUCCUGCAUCAUGAGAGCAGCAACUGGGGGCCUUCACCUGCCUUCCUCUCCAAAGAGGUGCAUGAAGUGGGUGGAUUAGAACUUAGCCCCAGAGCAGGGCUGUCCCAGGUGCAGUAAGAGGUACCCACACCCAGCCAUCCCUAACCAGGCUGCAUGCAGGCAGAGGGGCAGCACACACAGGGCAUCUGUGCACACACACCUGCGGGCACAUAGACCGCCCGUGCUCCUGCAAGAACAUGCAAGCACAUGCAUGCACACAUGAGCACACGUUGCUGAGUACAACCCCUAAGAGGCGCACACGCCUCCGCGCAGUGCCUCCCGGAGAUGCGCUCUCAGUAGCGGUGUUUCUAGCCAAAGGUUGUGGCGAGGGUAUCCCGGCCAAGGCAACUUGGGCAAACCCUGGGGGCGGCACCCGCUGCACAUUCUGGUCAACCUCCCCUUAAGAAAGAAAAAAAAAAAACCCGCCCGCGGAGGAGGCGGAUGUAGGGGCGGCCUGUCCAAUGGCAGCUGCGCGCUUCGGGAGACUUGGAGACUUGAGCCAGAGUGAGCGACAGAGCCCGUUCGCACAGACAGACGGACAGAGGACCAGACAGCCGCUAAGGAGCGCCCACUGUCCUCCGCCGGGCCCCCGCCCCGAACUCCAGCCUCAGCGCCCGCUGCUGCCACAGAUACAGCACGAUGCGCGGUCCUGGCGUCGAGACACGGGCGACCACUGUCCCCCGGUCCCCGAGCCCUGGCUCCUAGCGCCCAGCGCUGCUGCCCUGCAUCAGGGAGGGUCGCGGAGACCCUAGCCUCGGUUGGCGCAGGAGCCCUGCGGGUGGGGCCUGUCCAGCCCAGCCAGGCGCGCCGGCCCAUCAUGCUCCUCCUGUCGCCGCGCAGCGCGCUGGUCUCCGUCUAUUGCCCGCAGAUCUUUCUCCUUCUGUCCAGCGGCAGCUACCUAGCACUGUCGUCCGUGGUGGCCCUGGGAGCCAACAUCAUCUGCAACAAGAUUCCUGGCCUGGCCCCACGGCAGCGUGCCAUCUGCCAGAGCCGACCCGAUGCCAUCAUUGUGAUCGGGGAGGGGGCGCAGAUGGGCAUCAAUGAAUGCCAGCACCAGUUCCGAUUCGGCCGCUGGAACUGCUCCGCCCUGGGCGAGAAGACCGUCUUCGGGCAAGAGCUCCGAGUAGGGAGUCGUGAGGCUGCCUUCACCUACGCCAUCACCGCAGCAGGCGUGGCCCAUGCCGUCACAGCUGCCUGCAGCCAGGGCAACCUGAGCAACUGUGGCUGUGACCGGGAGAAGCAAGGCUACUACAACCAGGCGGAAGGCUGGAAGUGGGGAGGCUGCUCAGCCGACGUGCGCUACGGCAUCGACUUUUCCCGACGCUUCGUAGAUGCUCGCGAGAUUAAAAAGAACGCCAGGCGCCUCAUGAACCUCCACAACAAUGAGGCAGGCCGAAAGGUUCUGGAGGACCGCAUGAAGCUUGAAUGUAAGUGUCACGGUGUGUCGGGCUCGUGCACCACCAAAACCUGCUGGACCACUCUGCCCAAGUUCCGUGAGGUGGGCCACCUACUCAAGGAGAAAUACAACGCAGCCGUGCAGGUGGAGGUGGUGCGCGCCAGCCGCCUGCGCCAGCCCACCUUCCUGCGCAUCAAGCAACUGCGCAGCUACCAGAAGCCUAUGGAGACGGACCUGGUGUACAUCGAGAAGUCGCCCAACUACUGUGAGGAGGACGCGGCCACGGGCAGCGUGGGCACUCAGGGCCGCCUGUGCAACCGCACCUCUCCCGGCGCCGACGGCUGUGACACCAUGUGCUGCGGCCGCGGCUACAACACACACCAGUAUACCAAGGUGUGGCAGUGCAACUGCAAAUUCCACUGGUGUUGCUUUGUCAAGUGCAACACGUGCAGCGAGCGCACUGAGGUCUUCACCUGCAAGUGAGGCCACCGCGCAGGCGCACAAGGCGCCCGCCCAUCCCGCGGCCCUCGCCAUUUUGCACAUCCUUCUUUGCUUCCGGAGCUGCCAGCUGUGGGCACAAGAGGGUAGAAUUGGGGGUAGGGUACUGGGGUACUCCAGGCUCCUUCCUACCUGCUUUGUCCCCUCCAGACGCACAACAGUGCCCUGACCUACCCAGCAUCCAAGGCCAACGCAUCGGUCUGGUACCCAAUGGAGACAAAUUCCUUUACUUCUCUUCGGGAAACUGGACGUCAAAGUGACCACGAGACUCUGAGGAUCACCUCCCUGCCUGGUGGCUGGACAGAGAAAGGCCACACCCACCAGCCACACUCAAAACUGUUUCCUGAGCGGUGUCCUGCUGGCCCCCGGCAGUGUGGAUGGAUGUUGACAAAAUUAUUUAUGUUUUCUUAGCACCAGUUGAGAACUCAGUACUAACGACCGGGUAGCCAGACCUAACCCUAUUGGAGGUUGCCCCACCGGCACCUCCCUUCACUCUCUUCUCCUCGGCCCCUCUCUUGAGGGUUCUCUGCUCCUUGCAGGACCCAUGGUGUCAGGGUUGGCACGGAGGCUGGCUGGUAGGGGAACUCCUUGGCAGCACUCUGGGAGGGGCCUAGCGGGUCUACAAAGGCCUGAGAUGGCCUCAGGACAGUCCAUUCUCCAUUCCAUUUGGAAACUGUCAUGCAAAUCAAAUAUGGCUUGUGUCAGAUUCCAGGCAUGCCUCUUCCUUUUUUCUAGCCUCUCACACAUCCUCCAGUCUGCUGCCAAUCUCCACCUCCAGUUUACAAAUCCCCCUCUACCCUGGAGCCAGCCUGAUCCCCGAGACUGCCCCACAGGAGAGGCCAGGGACGGUUGUCCCGCGUGACAGAUGGACGCAGAGCAAUCUGAAUCUUUUUCUGGAGACCCCAUGGCUCUGUGAAUUACACCCCAACAGCCCCAUCCAGCCCAAACCCUGGAAACAGCCGAGGUGCUGGGAGGCUGCACCCUCUUCCAUUCUGACUCCGAUGCCAGAGAAUCGGCAUCCAGAAUUUAGGGAUGUAUCUGCCAGGCCCCCUGCGCACUGUCCACAGACCCCUGCUUGAGGGUCCUCACGUUAUGAGGACAUGGGGCCCUCAAGCAGGGGUCUGUGGGAAGCUUGAUGUCCUCUCUCCUCAGGAUCUUUCAGACAGGGACAAAAGAGCUCAGACCUGAGCAUCUCCUUCCCUCUCCUCCACAACACAUGGCAGAGGUAAGGGAUUGCCAGGGCCAAUGGCACAACUGCCCACAGCCUUCCCUACACUAAGGUGUUUUCAUAGCAGAAAUCCACGGGAAUGUGGGGUUUGGUGGUCACCAAGCCAGGUGGCCUGGACAUUAGCCUGGAGAAAGUGACCCUUGUUUGCCCUUGCCUUGCAUCCGGCUGUGGGUCCUAUCACGUCAGAAUGUUCCAAGCCUCUGGGCCGCUGGAGAUACCCCACCCUGAUCCUGGUCCCAUCUCCUCACCCUAAGUCCUGGGAUGCCCUAAUCCAUAGCCCAGUGUCCCCUGUGAGGAGCCUGGUUAACUUAUAUUGUUAUAUAGCGUCCCCCGUCUGUCAUGUCUCUUAAGUUAUUGUGACCUACACUGGGUACUGGAGGGGAUGGGGGAUGGCUUUGGCUGCCGUCCCCCAAGCCAGGCUCCUCCUUCUGCUUGAAACAGACCCUCGGGGCCCCUGGUGCCACCGAGGCAAUUCGCACUGUCCCUGGACUGCCAGGCACCUGCGCCUGCACUCGGUCAGCCGCAGACCUUGCCUAGGGGAGAGAGGUGGUUAGUGGACCCAGGCAGGGCACUGGCUGUCCCAAUGCUGUGUGCUGGGGUGGAGGUGGCCGGGCACCACGUGUCCUUGAAGUGCCCUACUUCUGAUGGGCUGUGUUGCUGCCUCCUCUGGAGGGGAGCACUUGGCCCCAAUAAA
Molecule: messenger RNA, 4892 nt
Organism: Myodes glareolus (Bank vole)
Lineage: Eukaryota; Metazoa; Chordata; Mammalia; Rodentia; Cricetidae
Gene: Wnt7b
Product: Wnt family member 7B
Biological process (GO): canonical Wnt signaling pathway; multicellular organism development; cell fate commitment
Cellular component (GO): extracellular region
Molecular function (GO): frizzled binding; cytokine activity
Source: RefSeq, a predicted model, not a curated record